AUGAACAGUGCCUCUCAGGAGCCAUGCUCGUUUGACUGCGCUGCUGAUCUUAUCACCCACCUGCGCUCGCUAAACGUCAACUACCGUGCUGCUUGUACUGAGGCUCAGCUUGCCCUGCUCCCCCCGCCCAUGGCGAUCACUAUUCACUUUAUCGCCACUAGCCUCCCUGACUGCCUUGCACCUGUCUGUGACGAGCUUCUUCAGAAGCACCCUAGUGAGCUCACCAUCGAUGUCCUUGAGACCGCUCUCAAGGACAUAGAGAGCAAUAUCCGCUCCUUUGCCUCCGCAUCUGGCGCCGUAGUUCCCCCGCUGUUUCAGGGGUGCACUGUCCCACAGCUUCCCACCUUCACUACCUCUCUUGCCUCUAUUGCGUCUCCUUCUCUUUUGGAGACUGCGGCCGUGUCCACCGUGGGUGGGCGGUCCAGGGGUAAGGGAGGUAAGAGAGGGGGGAAGGGUGGUGGCGCUGGUGGUGGUGGCGGAGGUGCCGUAGGCUCUGGUGACACUAGUGCGUCUGGUGGAGGCGACACUGGGGGCGGCCCUGCGCCUGCGGGCCCGACGAGAGGGGGUGCUAGUGCGGUCACGUGGUACACGGCACAGCGGCGGCAGCAGUCCCAGCAGCAGCAGCAGCCACAGUCAGGACAGCCGCAACAGCAGCGACAGCCGCAACAGCAGGUUCAGCGCCAGGUGCAGCAGCAGCCUCAGCAGUGGGGACCUGGCGGACCAGGGAGCGCUGGUCGUGGCGGUGGUCCGCCCAGCUCAACGUUGCGUGGUGUCACUCCGCCUCCCUGCCCGUACGUGGUUCAGUCAGGCGGUCGUGCGGGUUUUCGCUGUGGCCGUUUCCACGCUCCGGGUCAGUGCUUUGCUCAGCUUACUGACCGCGUCCGCGCAUAG
This is a messenger RNA of Closterium sp. Naga37s-1, 891 nucleotides long. NCBI's taxonomy places the organism in Eukaryota, Viridiplantae, Streptophyta, Zygnematophyceae, Desmidiales, Closteriaceae. The record is from the annotation of a GenBank genome assembly.